AUGGAAAGCAAAAGGCGGGAAGCUGUGGAGGGGGAAGCUGACACACCUACCAAGAUAAAAAUUGGCUUAGGACAAUUAGAAAUCUUCACAGAUAUCAAGCACAACCAGUCUGCAAGUUUAACUGUACCUGUGGAAAAUCAUAUAACUCUUAGUGGAGUUUCAAGAAUGGAUAACGGACUAGUAAAUGCAUUUAGUUCUGAAAACCUUAGCCUGAAGAAUGAUUUAAUUAAUAAACCAGUUGAAGAACGAUUCCACUCCAGUCAAGAUACCUGUUUAAGUUCUACAAUUGAUCACUUGAAAUAUACUUUAAAUAGAGAAAAUGAAAAUGCAGUGCUUGAAGUAAAAAUGGAGUCAUGUACACAAGAUUAUCGUGAUGAAGUCCUUGGAAAAUAUCAGGGGUUACCAGAAGAGACUCUUUCAGAAGAAGCAACAUGUGCAUAUUUACCACAAUUGCAACUGCACUCAUGCAAGAUCCAUUUUCCAUCUUCCUUGACACAACAUAGAAAUUCUGUGCUAUCUCUUGGCACCACCUCUCCUGAAGGAACAGUCAAUACAAAUGUAGACAUAAUACCAGUAUUGAGACCAUUAUUAGCUCCACCUGCAGGUUUGAAUAAUUGUGUUUCUUGUGACCAAAUCAAAGGAAUUAUUAAUAGUUCUCCAAUGUCACAACCGUUAUCAGGCAGCUUUGACGAACCUUGCAAUGGUAUUAGUGCUUUACCUCAGGAUACUGCUUCUGUUUGUGAUGAACUUGAUGAGGUCAGAGAGGCAGUUGUUAGUAUUACAGCUAAUAACUCAGAAGAAGCAGUUUUUCAAAAUUCUAAUGGAGAAACGAGCCACAGCCUGGCAGUUUCACAAAAUGCAGUAGAAGAACCCACCUGUUCACACAGAAAUUAUUCCAACCCUCAAGUGAUAAUCUGUCAACUGAAGGGUGGUACUCAUAUACUCUGUAUAAACAAUACAGACACUAGAGAAAUGAAAGCAAUUCAUUUGGUAUCUCAGCAAGAGCAGCAUAAGUAUCUUCAGCCAGGUAUCAAAAUUUUGAAAAUAUAUGGAAAUUACUCUGUAACAUCUGUACUGGGACAGUUUUUACCACUUGCAGGUAAAUUGAAUGUCUGUGCACAAGAGCUUGAUAAUGGAUCCAUGCAUUCAUGCCAUUUAGAUCCAAAUCUUCAAGAACCAACAAAACUGACUUUAAUUGGAAUACCUUGUAGUUCCUGGGAUACAAAAUCAAAAAAGCCAUGCAACUGCACUAAAUCACAGUGUCUCAAAUUAUACUGCGAUUGUUUUGCCAAUGGUGAUUUCUGCAGUAACUGCAAUUGCAAUAAUUGCUAUAACAACCCACAACAUGAAAUAGAACGGUUUAAGGCAAUUAAGGUAAUAGAAGCUUGUCUUGACAGAAACCCAGAAGCUUUCCUGCCGAAGAUCGGAAAAGGGAAACUAGGUGAUAUCAAACCCAGACAUAAUAAAGGAUGUAAUUGUAAGCGUUCAGGAUGCCUAAAGAAUUACUGUGAAUGCUUUGAGGCUAAAAUUAUGUGUUCAUCUAUCUGCAAAUGUAUCGGCUGUAAAAAUUAUGAAGAGAGCCCAGAUCGGAAAACACUAAUGAAUAUGCCAAACCAUAUGGAAAUUAAAAAUAAUGAAGGAAAUGACUCUCUAUUUUCUAACUUUGAAAUAGUGUCAAAACCCAGAAAAGACAGGCAGUCUAGUACAUGUAUAUCAUGGGAAGUGGUUGAGGCAACAUGUGCCUGUCUCCUGGCUCAAGCUGAAGAGGCAGAAAAAGAAGCUUACUCUGUUUGCUUAGCAGAACAAAUGAUCAUAGAAGAAUUUGGAAGAUGCUUAUCACAGAUUCUGCACUCUGAGCUUAAAUCCAAAGGGCUGAAAGUUGAAUAA
Elgaria multicarinata webbii is the source of this 1887-nucleotide messenger RNA. RefSeq names its product testis expressed metallothionein like protein (gene TESMIN). The coding region runs from base 1 to 1887 and encodes 628 amino acids. The record is from RefSeq and is a predicted model, not a curated record. Gene Ontology annotation, biological process: regulation of DNA-templated transcription. NCBI's taxonomy places the organism in Eukaryota, Metazoa, Chordata, Lepidosauria, Squamata, Anguidae. Gene Ontology annotation, cellular component: nucleus. The transcript has 13 exons.